Messenger RNA from Xenopus laevis (African clawed frog), 5172 nucleotides. RefSeq names its product aquarius intron-binding spliceosomal factor L homeolog (gene aqr.L). NCBI's taxonomy places the organism in Eukaryota, Metazoa, Chordata, Amphibia, Anura, Pipidae. The coding region runs from base 182 to 4882 and encodes 1566 amino acids. Gene Ontology annotation, cellular component: spliceosomal complex; catalytic step 2 spliceosome; nucleoplasm. Gene Ontology annotation, biological process: mRNA splicing, via spliceosome. The record is from RefSeq and is a predicted model, not a curated record. Gene Ontology annotation, molecular function: helicase activity; RNA helicase activity; mRNA binding. The transcript has 35 exons.
GAAUGCUUUUCUGUUUGCGCUUUUAGCAACAGGAAGUAGCGUCGUUCGAACGCCGGGCGCCACUUCCUUACAUGCCUCCAGAGUCAGUGUGAAUAGGCUUGGAGGGCUAACAUCGGCAUUGGGCAGUGAAACUUGAGUCUGAAAAGUAACGGGACUUGGAUUUGGAGUGCGAUCCUUCAAGAUGGGGAAGGGACUCCCUGCUCAGUCGCUGCUGGCCAAUACAUAUUGGGCCCCCCAUUCAAAGAAGAAGCUGCCGUUUGAAUAUAAGGUGAUUGAAGAUAUAUAUGUAAAGGAAAUUGCAGCAUCAAGGUUUUCCAUUAGAAAGAUUAUGCUCUUAGAAUUCAGUCAGUACCUUGAGAACUACUUAUGGGUCAAUUACUCACCGAAGGUGUCCAGUAAACCCUAUCUGAUGUCCAUAUGUUGCAUGGUGAAUGAGAAAUUCAGGGAAAAUGUGCCAGCCUGGGAGACCUUCAAGAAGCAACCGGAACAUUUCCCUUUCUUUUUCAAGAGUAUAAUGGAGGCAUCUGUAACUGUGGAGACAGAAAAUGACUUCUCCUUGCAGGAGCUCACCAUCCUGCUUAUUUUCUUAGAUCACUGCUUCAACAGCCUGGAGGUUGAUUUAAUUCGUGGACAGAUUCAGCAACUCAUCUCCCUACCCAUGUGGAUCUGCCUACAGCCAAGUCGUCUGGAAAAGGAGCUGAAGAAAACGCCAAAACUGAGGAAAUUCUGGAAUCUCAUUAAGAAAGCAGAUGAGAAGAUGGACAGUAAUGCAUGUGCACAGGCAAUGCAGGAGAGGACAUUCCUAAAGCAACUUAUCCAGAAUUUCCUGUCAGUUCUCCAGUCCAUUCCAGCUUCUGGUACAGUCAGCAUGGACAGAGUACAUUACUGUGAGCGAUUUAUAGAGCUUAUGAUUGACCUGGAGGCCUUGCUACCCACCCGCCGUUGGUUUAACACUGUACUAGAUGAUUCCCAUCUGGUUGUUCAUUGCUACCUUUCCAGCCUGUUCCAGCGAGAACAAGAGGGACACCUCUUCUCACAGCUUCUAGACAUGCUGAAGUUUUAUGCUGGGUUUGAAAUAAAUGACCAGACGGGAAAUGCUCUAACAGAGAAUGAGAUGACCACAAUACACUAUGAUCGCAUUACUUCCUUGCAGAGAGCUGCUUUUGCUCACUUUCCUGAGCUCUACAACUUUGCACUUUCAAAUGUGGCAGCUGUGGACAUGCGAGAAUCCCUUGUGAAAUUCUUUGGUCCUCUAAAUCCAAACACACUCCACGGGGUAGCCUCGUACCUCUGUCUGUUACCGGCUCUAGCUGAAGGAGAAGACACAAAAUAUGAAAAAGAUGUUCUCUUGGAAUUACUGGUCUCUCGGCAUGAACGUCGCAUUUCUCAAAUUCAGCAGCUGAACCAAAUGCCCUUGUACCCCACAGAGAAGAUUGUAUGGGAUGAGAACAUUGUGCCCACAGAGUACUAUUCCGGGGAAGGGUGCCUUGCACUACCGAAAUUAAACCUGCAGUUCCUUACUCUACAUGAUUAUCUGUUGCGCAAUUUUAACCUCUUCCGUCUGGAGUCAACGUAUGAGAUCCGUCAGGACAUUGAGGAUGUGGUUUGUCGUAUGAAGCCUUGGCAGUCUGAAUAUGGAGGUGUUGUUUUUGGGGGUUGGGCUCGUAUGGCUCAGCCUAUUGUGGCCUUCACGGUAGUAGAAGUGGCCAAGCCGAAUAUUGGUGAGAACUGGCCAACUCGUGUCAGAGCCGACGUCACAAUCAACCUGAAUGUCCAAAAACACAUCAAACAAGAAUGGGAAGGUCUCCGUAAGCACGACGUCUGCUUCCUGAUCACCUUGCGGCCCUCCCUUCCCUAUGGUACAAAAAUCGAUCGCCGACAACCAAUUGUAGAGCAGACUGGCCUCAUGUAUGUACGUGGGUGUGAGAUCCAAGGCAUGUUGGAUGAGAAGGGACGAGUCAUUGAGGAAGGUCCAGAGCCCAAACCCAUACUUAAAGGAGACUCAAGAACAUUAAGGGUAUUCCUUGACGCCAACCAGUACCAGCAGGACAUGACUAACACCAUCCAGACAGGGGCAGAGGAUGUUUAUGAAACUUUCAACUUGAUUAUGAGGCGGAAACCCAAAGAGAAUAACUUCAAGGCUGUGCUGGAGACUAUCCGGAAGCUGAUGAACACAGACUGUGUGGUGCCUGACUGGCUUCAUGACAUAAUUUUGGGUUAUGGAGACCCAGGAAGUGCCCACUACACAAAAAUGCCAAAUCAGAUUUCAACAUUGGACUUCAAUGACACCUUUCUAAGCUUGGACCACCUGAAGGCUUGUUUCCCUGGCUACAAAGUUAAGGUGACCGUGGCUGAUCCAGCUCUGCACAAGGCCCCUUUUAGAAUUUCAUUUCCUGUCUAUGGAGGCAAAGGGAAGAAGAGGAAAGAUGGCUCUGAGGAAGAAACUGAGCAGGAACAGACCACAAACCUGACUGUGGAACCACACGUCAUCCCGAACCGAGGGCCUUAUCCGUACAACCAACCAAAACGCAACACCAUCCAGUUCACAUCCACACAGACGGAAGCCAUCCGUGCAGGCAUGCAGCCUGGCCUUACUAUGGUAGUUGGACCACCUGGCACAGGUAAAACAGACGUGGCUGUGCAGAUUAUUUCCAACCUAUAUCACAACUUCCCUGAGCAGAGAACUCUUAUUGUGACGCAUUCUAACCAGGCUCUGAACCAGCUGUUUGAGAAGAUUAUGGCUCUGGAUAUUGACGAGAGGCAUCUCCUGCGUCUGGGCCACGGAGAGGAGGAACUGGAGACCGAGAAGGAUUUUAGCAGGUAUGGAAGAGUGAAUUAUGUACUAGCCAGAAGACUGGAGUUACUUAAGGAGGUUGGAAGAUUACAAGAGAGUUUGGGGGUUGCAGGGGAUGUGUCCUAUACCUGUGAGACUGCUGGUCAUUUCUUCUUGUACCAGGUCAUGUCUCGUUGGGAGGCUUACCUAAGCAAGGUGAAAUCCAAAUCCAAUCACACUCCAGAUGCGAGUGAUGUUAGCAAAUUCUUUCCCUUCCAUUCUUACUUCUCCAAUGCUCCUCAGCCCAUCUUCAAAGGGCAAAAUUAUGAAGAGGACAUGGAGCUGGCUGAAGGUUGCUUCCGACACAUCAAGAAGAUUUUUACUCAACUUGAGGAGUUUCGAGCCUUCGAGUUGCUGCGUAGUGGGCUUGAUCGAUCUAAAUACCUGCUGGUCAAGGAAGCCAAGAUCAUUGCCAUGACCUGCACACACGCUGCACUGAAACGCCAUGACCUUGUGGAACUGGGAUUCAAGUACGAUAACAUCCUGAUGGAAGAAGCCGCUCAGAUUCUUGAAAUUGAGACGUUCAUCCCCCUCCUCCUCCAGAAUCCUGAGGAUGGUUUCAGCCGUCUAAAGCGCUGGAUCAUGAUUGGGGACCACCAUCAGCUGCCCCCUGUUAUUAAGAACAUGGCUUUCCAGAAGUAUUCCAAUAUGGAGCAGUCACUCUUUACCAGAUUUGUUCGUCUUGGUGUGCCAACCGUUGACCUUGAUGCCCAGGGAAGAGCAAGAGCUAGCUUGUGCAAUCUGUAUAACUGGCGCUACAAGAGCCUGGGGAACCUACCUCAUGUCCAGCUUCUUCCUGAAUUCCAAGCAGCCAAUGUCGGUCUUCUAUACGAUUUCCAGCUUAUAAACGUGGAAGAUUUCAAUGGCGUUGGAGAGUCAGAACCCAACCCAUAUUUUUACCAGAAUUUGGCUGAAGCUGAAUAUGCAGUGGCACUGUUUAUGUAUAUGCGUUUACUGGGAUACCCGGCAAACCGCAUCAGCAUCCUAACCACUUACAAUGGACAGAAGCAUUUGAUUCGUGACAUCAUUAAUCAGCGAUGUGGAAAUAACCCUGUGAUUGGGCAACCCAGUAAGGUUACUACAGUGGAUAGAUUCCAAGGACAGCAAAAUGACUACAUCAUCCUUUCCCUAGUCAGGACCAAGGCAGUGGGUCACCUGAGAGAUGUCCGACGUCUGGUAGUCGCCAUGUCCAGAGCUCGAUUAGGCCUGUACAUCUUCGGCAGAGUUUCUCUGUUCCAAAACUGCUUUGAGCUGACACCAGUUUUCAGCCAGCUGACGGCUCGCCCUCUCAGACUACACAUCCUACCCGGAGAAUCGUUCCCGACCCAGAGGAGGAAUGGUGAGAUGCCUCCCUACCCAGCUCAAGUCAUUAAGAAUAUGCCAGAAAUGGCGACGUUUGUGUAUAAUAUGUAUAUGCACAUGAUGCAGAGGAGUCACAAGUACCAGUACCGCCAGGAUCUUCUACCUCCUCCUGCUCCAACACAACGUACAGAUAAUCUGUCCACUCAGGAUGAGGGUAUGGAAGUUGAUGCAGAGACUUUUCAAUAUGCGCAUGAAGCAUCAGAACAAGCUGCCCGGAAGAACCCGGAUACAGAAGAGGGCACCGCAGAGAAGCGGGCGGAUUCCAAAGAUCCUGGGGAAACACUGAAACCUAUGGAAAGGGCUGGCAAGCAAGAGAAGAAGCUGGCCAGUGCUAUGGACGAAGCACCAUCAGAGAUGACAAGUGAACCCUGUGAGGCCCAGAAGUCAGUAACUGAACCCACUGAAAUGCAAGAGUCUAAUCCAGGACAGGCUGAGAUGAAGGAGCCAGAGACCGAACACGCACAUUCUGAGAAGCAGACACAAAACAAACUCUCUGAUGGAGCAUCUGGGACCCCAGAAGGGUUGCAGCAGGAGGCAGUAUGUGAAAUGGAUGUAGCAGAGGAAGGAGGGGAUGCACAUGACAUCAGUCAGCAAGAAGAAGAGGGAUCAGAACAUCACAAGAUGCCAGAGCAUCCCGGCAGGGACAGUGAUAGUGAAUACAGUGAGGAUGAAGGGGCAGGUGAUUAAUCAUGAUAGAAUGGCAUAGCAGACCUGAUGCACGAGGCUGUGUUGUCUUCUAUCACCAUGUCUGAUCAUUUGCAUCAUUCCAGGAGAGGUCACUUUCUAGGCUUUGUGUCAUCUGCAGUGCCGCCUUCCCUAUUAUAGUCAUGGAAAUUGGGAUGAAUAUUUUUUUGUAAGUUUAUUUUUCAUCCAAAAGUAGAAACAAUACAGACGUGUCUUGUAACAGCUGGGCUAUGCUGUAUAGUGUCCUGCUUUGUGUUAGAACUGGAUUGUGUUCACAUCUCCUCCCAGCAGCU